Bufo bufo (common toad) is the source of this 1275-nucleotide messenger RNA. RefSeq names its product gastrula zinc finger protein XlCGF26.1-like. Gene Ontology annotation, cellular component: nucleus. NCBI's taxonomy places the organism in Eukaryota, Metazoa, Chordata, Amphibia, Anura, Bufonidae. The record is from RefSeq and is a predicted model, not a curated record. Gene Ontology annotation, biological process: regulation of transcription by RNA polymerase II; central nervous system development. The transcript has a single exon. The coding region runs from base 1 to 1275 and encodes 424 amino acids. Gene Ontology annotation, molecular function: RNA polymerase II cis-regulatory region sequence-specific DNA binding; DNA-binding transcription factor activity, RNA polymerase II-specific.
AUGAACAAACAUUUUCAUGUUCAGAAAGAGAAAAUGUUUAAUGUGUUAUCAAGUUUUGCUCAACAUCAGAGAAAUUCCACAGGAGAGAAGCCUUAUUCAUGUUCAGAAUGUGAGAAAACUUUUACUGUGAAAUCAAGUCUUCUUCGACAUCUCAGAAUUCACACAGGAGAAAAGCCAUUUUCAUGUCAGGAAUGUGGGGAGUUGUUUAAGCGUAAAGAUCAUCUAGAACUACAUAUGAGAAGUCACACAGGAGAGAAGCCAUUUUUAUGUUCGGAAUGUGGGAAGUGGUUUAACAGUCAACAGCAUCUUAAGAUACACCUGAGAACUCAUACUGGAGAGAAGCCAUAUUCAUGUUCAGAAUGCGAAAAAUAUUUUAUUGACAAAGCUUGUCUUGUUGAACAUCUCCGAAUUCACACAGGGGAGAAUCCAUUUUCAUGUUCUGAAUGUGGGAAGUGUUUUAGUAGAAAAUCAAGUCUUGAGGUGCAUCAGAGAAUUCACACAGGAGAGAAGCCAUUUUCAUGUUCAGAAUGUGGGAAAUAUUUUAAUGUGAAAUCAAGUCUUGUGAAACAUCAGAUGAUUCACACAGGAGAGAAGCCAUUUUCAUGUUCUGAAUGUGGGAAGUGUUUUAUUAGAAAAUCAAGAUUUGAGGAACAUCAGAGAAUUCACACAUUAGAGAAGCCAUUUUCAUGUUCUGAAUGUGGGAAGUGUUUUAGUACAAAAUCAAGAUUUAAGGAACAUCAAAAAAUUCACACAGGAGAGAAGCCAUUUUCAUGUUCUGAAUGUGGGAAGUGUUUUAAUAGAAAAUCACGGUUUGAGGAACAUCAGAGAAUUCACACAGGAGAGAAACCAUUUUCAUGUCCUGAAUGUGGGCAGUGUUUUAGUACGAAAUCAAGUCUUGAGGUGCAUCAGAGAAUUCACACGGGAGUGAAGCCAUUUUUAUGUCCAGAAUGUGGGAAAUCUUUUACUGCGAAAUCAAGUCUUAUGAAACAUCAGAGCAUUCACAUAGGAGAGAAGCCAUUUCAAUGUCCUGAAUGUGAGAAGUGUUUCAGUCAAAAAACAUAUUUUGACAUACAUCAGAGAAUUCACACAGGAGUGAAGCCAUAUUCAUGUACUGAAUGUGAAAGGUGUUUUACUGUGAAAUCAAGUCUUGUGAGACAUCUGAGAACUCACACAGGGGAGAAACCAUAUUCAUGUACUGAAUGUGAAAAGUGUUUUACUGAGAAAUCAAAUCUUCUGAGACACCUGGGAAGUCACACAGGAGAAAAGCCAUUUUAA